GUCACAUUGACGCAUUGCGGCGGCACCGGAAACAAACACGGAAUUCUUGCUUGGACGGUCUUACGUGUCAUUACGAGAGUUCAAGUGAUUCACGAACCUGCCGGGGACUUCUGCUGAACAAAUCCAGACUGGUUGAUGUGUCGGUGUUGAUGAACGGCGUCCUCCUCGGUAACUGUUGCUAACGGCAGAAGCAUGAAGGCUCUAAUCCUGGUCGGAGGAUACGGGACCCGGCUGCGACCGCUCACCCUGAGCGUUCCCAAACCGCUGGUGGAGUUCUGUAACAAACCCAUCCUGCUGCACCAGGUGGAGGCGCUGGUCAAGGCUGGUGUGGACCAUGUGGUUCUGGCUGUGAGCUACAUGUCAGAGCUGCUGGAGAGAGAGAUGAGAGUCCAGGAGCAGAGACUCGGGAUUCGUAUUUCUCUGUCUCAUGAGAAGGAGCCUUUGGGAACCGCGGGUCCCCUGGCUUUGGCUCGAGAGCUGCUGAACAUCGACAACGAGCCGUUCUUCGUCCUUAACUCAGACGUCAUCUGUGAUUUUCCCUUCAAAGAUCUGCUUCAGUUUCACCACAACCACGGCAAGGAGGGAACCAUCGUGGUGACGCGGGUGGAGGAGCCCUCUAAGUACGGCGUGGUGGUGUUUGAGUCGGACAGCGGGAGGAUCCAUCGCUUCGUUGAGAAGCCGCAGGUGUUUGUGUCCAACAAGAUUAAUGCCGGGAUGUACAUCUUCAAUCCCAGCAUGCUCAGCAGGAUCCAGCUGAGACCAACAUCCAUAGAGAAAGAAAUCUUUCCAGUCAUGGCAGAGGAGGGGCAGCUGUAUGCCAUGGAGCUGCAGGGUUUCUGGAUGGACAUCGGUCAGCCCAAAGACUUCCUGACAGGGAUGUGUAUGUACCUCCAGUCACUACGACAACAGGCUCCUGAGAGGCUGCGUACGGGGCCCGGUUUCCUUGGCAACGUCAUGGUGGACCCGACAGCGCAGAUCGGGGAGAACUGCACCAUCGGUCCCAACGUCACCAUCGGCGCCGGUGUGGUCGUGGAGGACGGCGUGAGGAUAAAGCGGUGCACGGUGCUGAAAGGGUCGAGGGUUCGAUCGCACUCCUGGCUGGAGAGCUGCAUCGUGGGGUGGAGCUCCUCGGUCGGCCAGUGGGUCCGCAUGGAGAACGUGACGGUGCUGGGGGAGGAUGUGAUCGUGAACGACGAGCUUUACCUGAACGGAGCCAACGUCCUGCCGCACAAAUCCAUCAACGAGUCGGUCCCAGAGCCGCGGAUCAUCAUGUAGCGAAACUCCCAACGCCUUUUAUAUGAACUGAACACCCAAACUGUGCCAGAGGAACAGAGGGACGAACAAUCGGGUCGGGGGGAGGAGGAAGAACAAAGGGCUGCUUUUUGUUUCUUUUUAAAAUUGAUUUGGAUUGGUUUUAGCCCUGCUUGGCUGCAUCUUCCACCAGUAAGACAAAAACAGACAGCGGGGAGGUUCAUGCUAGUUAUAGAGGUCAAACGCUGGUGGAUGAUAAAUACAGGGAAUACAGGGGAGGGACGGGGGGUGGUGAGGAGAUGAGAGCAGCAUUAGCACUGCUUUUUAGACUCCCUAUGCAUUUACACUGAAAGAUCAAACCACAUGUUGAAAUCAUGACUAACAAAGCUGAGACUCUGAUCAGACCUUUUCAACAAAAUGCAGUAUUCAACAUAGUUAAAUGCAGUUUAGUUUGUUCAUGUGGACAGCACAACUGUAGCUGUGAAAAAGCAAGAGUUAGGAACCAUGUUUGUGUCUACCAGAUGAAUGUACGAGCUCUUCCUUAUCCCAUCACAACAUGUGAUUUGAUCCAUUUUUAUGUAGAAAUACUAAUUAGUGCAGCUUUAAUUAGCAUCACUGUCAGUUUUGUGUUGUUGCCUUGACAACGGUUUUUCUGUACGUAAAAAAUGAACAACGUGUAGCUGCAGUUUCUAGUCUGUUUACAUGAGUUUGAGUGACACUGAAUCAACGGUGUGUGAGGGCCACUGUAGGUUCUAAAUGAACACAUCAGUAGAAAUACUACUGAGCUGAAGGAGGAGAGUCAUUUUUGAGAAAACAAACUACGUGUCUUAGGUUAAAGUUGUAAGUUUAUGACAAAAUCUUGUCUGAUUGAAGAGCAAGCCUCUGAUAUUUUUUGAGAAAAAAAAUAUAAAAAGACUAUUCUCCGAGAUCAAAGUAGUAAAUUUAAUAAGAAUUUGGAUAGUCUCUGGCAAUAAACUUGUAAAUUUCCAAGAAAGACUUGAAUGUGCUCUAAGCCUGAAGUGCUGGACAUUCUGAGAUUAAAAUUGUAAAUUUACCAGAGUAAAAACUCUAUUCUGAGAUUAAAGCCAAAAAAUAAAAAUUACAUUAAAAAAAAUCCCAGAGAUAAACACCAAAAUAUAAGAUGGAAAAAACCAUGGAUCUUCCCUAAGACUGAUGUGGUAAAUGGAUGAGAACAAAGCUCUGAGAUUAAAGUCAGAGUAAAGCUCAGAUAUUCCCUGAAAUCAAAGUCUUAAUAAAUAUACAAGACAAAAACAUGGAUAUUCUCUGAGAUUAAUAUUGUUCAUUUAUGAGAAAAACAAACUUCUCUGACAUGUACAAAAUGUAAAUAUACAAGAAAUUAUUCUUUUCUUCCUUUAUUACUUUUUUAAAUGUGUUUUUCUGGCCUAAAUCACAUUGAUUUCCUUAUUGCCAGAUCUGAAAAUACAGUUUGAUGAAUGGAAUGAAAAGUACAUGGAGUUCUUUCUCAGAAUAUUUCUCCUCCUUCAGCUUGGUAAUUGUUUUUUUUAAUGAUUUAGUCUACAGUGGUGUGCAUGUGGACUGAUUUAGUUUUGUCUCAGUGUUUCUGGAAGUCGUGCUGUGGUUGAGCUCAUGCUGUGCUGAUGUACAGGUGUGUGUCAGGACCUGGUGACAUCACAGGGGGGCGUGGUUACAGGUGCAGCAGAAGUUUGGGGGAGUUUAUUCUUUGGAUUCAUUGUGAAGAAAGUUCUUCAUUAUGCUGCAGUUCAUUCAUGUUCUUCCCUAAAUCAGAAGUACUUGUUCUGUGUACGGUGGCCAUGUUGGGACAUUUCAGGCUUCAUCGGUCUCAGCUGGACUCCUCAGUUAGCCACAGCUAGCUCACCUGCCAUUUGUUAGCAUGCUCCACCAGAGUUCUUCCUGGUGUUACCUCCAGCUUUGUUGUACAUUUGGCUAAAACUCAACAGGCUGUGAUGUGGAUUUUGCUGUUAGAACUGUGUUGGAUGACUUCUUUAAAAGUCAUGAAUGGACUUAAAUCUUCAACUUGUAAGCUAAUGUGAUCAGUAUAUAUUUAAAGUACAGAGGAAAGAGUCAAUCUGGAUGUGUUGGUCAGCAACCCCUCUCUAAAAAGUGAUAAAUAUGCAAAUGUUUAGCAUGUUAGCACGCCAUUUUAGCAUUCAUCUCAAGUUGAAGUUGCUGGGACUUCACUGUUUACUGAAAUGUUGGUCAGCUAAAACUGUUAUUAAAUGGACCUGCUCUUAUAUAGCGCUUUUCUACUCAUCAGAGUACUCAAAGCACUUUUACAACAAUUGCUCCCAUUCACCCAGACACACACUAAUGCGCAGGUUGCUAAUCAACCUGCAACAUCAGUCAGUAUACAUUCAUACACCAGUGGAACAGUCACUGGUAGGCAAUUCGGGGUUCAGAAUCUUGCCCAAGGAAACUUCGGCAUACAGCACAUGACUAGGCGAGAGCGGGAAUCGAAGUGCCGACCCUUUGAUUAUUGGACGACCCGCUCUACCACCUGAGCCACAGCCGCCCCAUUAUUAAUGACACUAGUUGAAAUUAGGAGGACUGUCUGAUUCAUAAGCUGCCUCACAGGCUGACAUUUAAAAUUAUGUUCUUUAAUGAACAUAAAGGGAAUAGUCUGCAUGAGACAGACUUGACUGCUGAUCUGUGUCGCCCUGGUUGUAAAAACGUGGCGGUGUUAAAUCAUCAGAUGGCUGAUGGAGUGAAAAUAAUUGUUCCUGGAGGUCGUCCUUGUUUCAGAUCAGGACUAAUGAUACAUGUACAUGUGCAGCAGGUGGUUCAGACACUCAGCACUGGACUGUUCCAUGGUUGUUAUGAAGUCAGUGAUGAACAGUGGGGGAAACUGUAAAUGUGAAGGCUUUAUGUCUGAAUGAAUGAAGUCAUUUCUUGUUCUGAAGUCUUUUUUAAAAAGAGAAUAAUGGAAUCUACUGAUCACACCUA
This is a messenger RNA of Acanthochromis polyacanthus (spiny chromis), 4194 nucleotides long. It is a transcript of the gene gmppb, whose product is annotated as GDP-mannose pyrophosphorylase B. Bases 193 to 1275 code for a protein of 360 amino acids. Gene Ontology annotation, biological process: GDP-mannose biosynthetic process; cell wall mannoprotein biosynthetic process. The transcript has 10 exons. Gene Ontology annotation, cellular component: cytoplasm. Gene Ontology annotation, molecular function: GTP binding; mannose-1-phosphate guanylyltransferase (GTP) activity. The record is from RefSeq and is a predicted model, not a curated record. Lineage: Eukaryota; Metazoa; Chordata; Actinopteri; Pomacentridae.